GUGUGGACUGCAUAAUUAGUAUGGAAAAAGUGACCGAGGUUGCAGCGCUGCUGUUGGUGUUGUUGGUGACGUCAGCAGCCACCGACCUCCAGACUCGACUCGAUGAGAGCAGCAACCGCCUCGUAAUCACCACGACAAACGAUGGCGAGGAUGUUGAAGUCGGCUAUGUCACAGUUGAAGACACCACGGGCUCUCGCAAACUGUGCUCUGACCCUGAGUCUGAUGAUAACUGUCUACCAUUCCCCGAGCCAACAAUCACCACACAUCGUCAAGGUCGAGCCCUCAUUUGUGCCACAUACAAGAUGGAAGCGGGGGGUAGUGGGAUCACUAUUCGGAGCUGUGUCGACCAUUCGGGCAGCCAUAUCUAUGGAGGACCCGAGCAGUACAAUCAGACCUGGCUAAUAGAGGACAACGUGUACAGCGAUUACUCGUACGUCAGCAAACAGCAAGACAACGUCGGCGUGGCAGAGCGUUACUGGCUCUUCUCCGAUGGCCGAUACGUUUACAUUCCUCAAUAUGUGCCUCUUUUUAUCGAACAGAAUACAAACACGUCGGAGGAUCAACUAUGUUUCAUUGCAGAGAACAAGCCACCUUACCCAGUUAAUCGGUCAGAGACUGUUCUGGAGUUCACAGUCUGCUACUACGAAAACGCAAGGGUAGGGCACGAAGAGGCCAUCGCAGAACACUUCGACAAACCCCUAGGCAUUCCAGACGAGCGCAUGACCACGCAUCCCAUAUGGUCGACGUGGGCGCGUUACAAGAGAGAUAUCAAGGACACGACAGUGAGGCAGUUCGCCAGCGAGAUAGUCGAACACGGCUUCAGCAACAGCCAGAUUGAGAUAGACGACAAGUGGGAGACUUGUUACGGCAGCCUCACGUUCGACCCCAACAAGUUCCCUGACGUCAGAGCGCUCGUAGACGACCUGCACGCAAUGGGGUUCCGUGUCACGCUGUGGGUGCACCCGUUCAUCAACUCUGACUGCGAACCGCGUUACUCGAGGGCGCUGGAGGAGGACUGGUUCGUCAGCGACUCCGAGGGCAGCACCAACACCAGCUGGUGGAACGGCCAGGGCGGCAUCAUCGACUUCAACAGCGAUGCGGCCUCGGGCCGAUGGUCCUGCAUGCUCUGGAAAAUCAAGACUGAGACGGGAAUCGACUCGUUCAAGUUCGACGCCGGCGAGACCAGCUGGCUCCCAGAGCUUCCCGUACUGAGGCCCACGGAGACGAACCCCGUGCAGUACUCUAUGGACUAUGUGAAGAACGCCGCCCAGUUCGGGUCAAUGAUAGAGGUUCGCGUCGGCCAACACAGCCAGCAGUUCCCGUACUACGUCCGCAUGCUCGACAAGGACAGCAGGUGGGGCUUCGACAACGGCCUGGCUUCGCUGGUGACGACGCUGCUGCAGAUGAACAUGGUGGGCUACCCCUUCGUUCUGCCAGACAUGGUGGGCGGCAACGGCUACGGCAGCGACGUCCUCACCAAGGAGCUCUUCAUACGCUGGCUGCAGGCCACCGUCUUCAUGCCAGCCAUUCAGUUUUCUUACGUGCCCUGGGACUUUGACGACGAGACGGUGGAGCUUAGCCGUCAGCUGGUGGCGCUGCACGCCCAGUACGCCCCGCGCAUCGUGGAGCUGAUGAGGAAGGCGGUAGAGGAUGGCAGCCCCGUCAACCCUCCAAUCUGGUGGGUCGACCCCACCGACGACACGGCCCUCGGCAUAAACUCAGAGUUCCUGCUUGGAGAAGACCUGUUGGUGGCGCCGGUGCUGGAGGAGGGCGCUGUCAGCCGCGACAUCUACCUGCCCAGGGGCAGCUGGAGGGACGAGGCGGACUCAAAACACCCAGUCAUAGACGGCCCUAUCUGGCUCACCAACUACUCGGCUCCACUCAGCGUCCUGCCUUACUUCACCCGAGCCUCUGAUGUCCCUGACGCCACUGGAGGUUCCUCACAGAUUCGACUGUUCAUUCCUGCAACAGGUUCCAGUUGGGCAAGCAGUACUGUACUUUUGUACAUUUGUUCACUUGCCUUCCGCCGAUUACUUACAUAAUUUGCUUGUCGUUCACCUUCAAUAAUGUCUUACAAACGUCAACUAUUGCCUUUAAAAUAAUGCUGACAGUUCUUUGAACAUUUUGAACGACGUGAGCAUUAGUCCUGAAACACAUUUUGUAUAUUGGUAGUAUUUUGAGUCCGAGUAAUAAUAUUUUCGUACAUUCUAAACAGCAAACUCAUUAAAAUUUAACUUCAAUAACUGAAUGUAGAAAUAUAAUUAUAGGAAGAUAUUAAGGAAUAUUGUAAGA
Molecule: messenger RNA, 2292 nt
Organism: Schistocerca nitens (vagrant locust)
Lineage: Eukaryota; Metazoa; Arthropoda; Insecta; Orthoptera; Acrididae
Product: myogenesis-regulating glycosidase-like
Exons: 7
Coding region: 21-2042 (673 amino acids)
Biological process (GO): carbohydrate metabolic process
Molecular function (GO): hydrolase activity, hydrolyzing O-glycosyl compounds
Source: RefSeq, a predicted model, not a curated record